AUGGAUGAGAGGUCCGAGUCUCGAGCGUCAGGAACGACAUACCACAGCUUCGCAGAUACGGAGUUGUUCGAGUCUGCGUCUCCUCCCCCUCGACCACCCGUGACAUACGAUACAACCAGUCUUCAACAACUUCAAAAUGAGCUUCAGCGUCAACAACAGCCACUCCCCAAGGAUAACAACUGGGUGAGGGACCGUCGACCACCUACGGCAAAGAUGCAGCGACAAGAUUCUGGCUACGAGUCCAAUACUCCUCGACGCACUUCUACCUCCAACACUACCACCUCUAGUCGAUGGUCGAAUGGCUCCUCCAGAGACACAAGCAGUAACAGCAGCAACGGUUCAGGAGUCAGAACUCGCUUUCGCGAUCGUCGUCCUUCUCUUCGUUGCUCAGCAAAGACGCAGCCCGUUCAAGCAAGCCGCACAAGCGCUCAGUCACUUCAUCUCGUGCGCACAAACACUGCUACUCAACAAUCCUCAAAGCAACCCACCGCCUUCUUCCACUUCCCCUCGCCAGACCCUAUCCAGCUCGCUGACAGCGUUCCCGAUCGUCGCGUCCAACCUACGCCAAUCCCUUCUCCACCACCGCAGACAACACACUACUGGACCAGCGACCGUACACGCCGUCUCGAGUACGCCGCCAUCGACGCUGCCACGCGUGGUGUAAAAGGCUGGGUUCUGAGACACAUCGUUCCAGACUGCUUCGUGUCUCGCGAGAACAGACAUGUCUCGUUUGACGACGAUUCAGGAAGUGUGCGACGAUACAGGCUUGAGCUUGAAGAUGAUCAUCAUACUGAAAAGAUGACGUAUAAGAAUAAGAACAAGAAUGGACGAAGACGCAAGGGAUGGAAAUUCUGGAAACGCCAAAAGGCCGAGGUUCAACCCGCGGCGUACAUCUGA
This is a messenger RNA of Fusarium venenatum, 897 nucleotides long. RefSeq lists its product as uncharacterized. The record is from RefSeq and is a predicted model, not a curated record. NCBI's taxonomy places the organism in Eukaryota, Fungi, Ascomycota, Sordariomycetes, Hypocreales, Nectriaceae.